This is a messenger RNA of Armigeres subalbatus, 2151 nucleotides long. RefSeq lists its product as uncharacterized. The transcript is spliced from 2 exons. The record is from RefSeq and is a predicted model, not a curated record. Bases 349 to 1965 code for a protein of 538 amino acids. Lineage: Eukaryota; Metazoa; Arthropoda; Insecta; Diptera; Culicidae.
AAUAACCAGUCCAUGCCACGCAGUCAAUACACGUUGCAAUGGACGAGAUAUGCAGAGUCAGCGGAAUAAGUAAUAAAACCAACGCGAGCACGCGGCUCGACCUCUUUUCAUCGGUAGCAGCUGCGGCAACAUAACGUUCAGUGCAUAGGGUAGUUUGUGUUGUAAUACAAAGUGUUUAAAGUGCAGUUUUUUAAAAAAUCAUUUUACCAAAAGAAAUCCUUAACUGGCGCAGCCGGUAGGAUACGGUUGUGUGGUGUAGAAAAAAUAGUACAGUGCGACAGCAGACCCAACGAGGGAAAAAGCAGCAACCGACACCUGUGCUAGCCACGGACCGGCCUACUCUCACCAAUGAUAAUCAUAAUCAUCAUCUUACUAUUCUUGCUGACACCAGGACAAGCAGACAUUUACAUACAUGACGUGAGGCAAAACCCUAUCAUCAUAAUCCCUAUAGGAAACGCUAAAAUAUGUAAUAGUUAUCUGAGGAUCAUACACCCAAUUGAACUAGAGCCUAUAGAACAAGUCAUCAAUGAACUAUCAUCAAAAGCACAUGAAAAAAUUAUUCACGAUAGAAUUCUGAAUCCAAUUAUAAAAACAAAGAUUGAAAAAUUGUCAUUAACAUUUAAGAAAAUCAGAACAUCAGAAAGGCGAGUUAAAAGAUGGGAUACCUUAGGAAAAGGCUGGAAGUACAUAUCAGGCAGCCCAGACGCUGACGACAUAAGACUAGUUAACGCGACUAUAAACACAAUUAUUAAUCAGGAGAACAAUCAAAUGAAAAUCAAUUCAGGACUUGAUACAAGAAUUAGGAACAUUACGUAUGUUAUAAAUGCACUCAUUUCAAAGAACAACAAUCUAUCAUCAGAGUUAAGCGAAGGGUUCUCAUCUGUGAAUCUAUUAUUCAACAUCGACGAGCUGACUCAACAGAUCGAGACAAUUGGAGAAGCCAUAACCUUGGCUCGAUGGAACAUUCCUAGCAGUCGCCUGAUUAGCCUUACUGAAUUAACUGCAGCCCAGGACUUCCUUAGAACUCAAGGACUUGAUGUAGCCACUGCAGAAAGCGUAUUAGAGAUUGCGAGGGCAUACAUAAUAACUACCAAAGGAUCCAUCAAGUAUGUAUUGAGAGUUCCCAAGCUUACAAAUGAAAUCUAUACUCUUUACCAAAUCGAACCUGUCAUAUCGAAUGGGACCAGAAUUCAAAUGAACAGUCAUUACUAUUUGAACGGAACUACUUCCUUCUCUACAAGGUCAAUGUGUGAGCAAAGGGUAGAACAGUUUAUUUGCCACUCUUCACAGCUCGAACCACCACCAAAAUGUAUCCAGAAACUGAUGAGUGGAUCAUCGGCAAAUUGCCCUGUAGAAAAGGUUUACGGACGCAAUAUUAUCAAGAGAAUCAACGAUGCCACUAUUAUUAUCAACGAAGCGAGUAUCGUCUUGAAAUCUAACUGCAGUAUGCAUAACAGCAAGCUCGAAGGAUCUUUUCUUAUCCAGUUCUCGAACUGCGCAAUCAACCUAGGCGGAGAUCAGUUUACAAACAUCAAUAUGGAAAUUCCCGGCAAGACCUUCAUCCCAACUACUGGUCUAAAGGUAAAUGUUACUAAUAUAAUAGACCGUAUUCCUCUGGAAUACUUACAGGAACUCCACAUGGCGAAUCGGGACCACAUUCAACAUCUGAAUCUUACAAACGAAAGUAUUCACACCAAGAUUCGUUUACUCCACUGGAUAUCCUUCGGUUCUAUAUCAGUUACGACCCUCGCAGCAAUUGGAAUUACGCUAGGCUAUAUAGUUAAAACGUUAGUUACCAGGAAGACAACAAUCACUAUUCAACAUGGCUAUCAGGAGACAACCCAGGAGACGGGAAAGAAUUCGUUGAAAACUGCCACGUACCAUGGAGACCAUCUUAUUCCUCAAGUAGAACCAGAAACACCCGAAAGUCGAGGACGACUUUCAAACCAAGAGGGAAGCCGUUAGGAAUAACCAGUCCAUGCCACGCAGUCAAUACACGUUGCAAUGGACGAGAUAUGCAGAGUCAGCGGAAUAAGUAAUAAAACCAACGCGAGCACGCGGCUCGACCUCUUUUCAUCGGUAGCAGCUGCGGCAACAUAACGUUCAGUGCAUAGGGUAGUUUGUGUUGUAAUACAAAGUGUUUAAAGUGUA